AUGACGAGUUCUUUUUUUACUCCUGCUCCUGAGCCGGCUACCGAGUUGGGACGCUACCGCGUCCUUUCUUCCACCGCUGGGAUUCGCGUCUCCCCACUCCAGCUCGGAGCCAUGUCCAUUGGCGAUGCGUGGAAAGAAGGAAUGGGUUCAUUGAGCAAGGAUGAGGCUUUUAAACUUCUCGAUGCUUUUCAUCAAGCCGGUGGAAAUUUCAUCGAUACAGCAAACAAUUACCAGAAUGAACAAUCAGAAGCUUGGAUCGGUGAAUGGAUGAAACAACGCAAUAACCGGGAUCAAAUGGUUAUUGCCACCAAAUUCACAACGGACUACCGCUCGCACGCACUCGGCAAAGGAAACGCCCCCAACAAUUGUGGCAAUCACAAACGAAGCCUCCACAUGAGUGUUCGGGAUUCUCUCAAGAAACUGCAAACCGACUGGAUUGAUAUCUUGUACCUCCAUUGGUGGGAUCAUACCACAUCGAUCGAAGAGAUCAUGGAUAGUCUUCAGAUCCUUGUCGAACAGGGCAAGGUACUCUACUUGGGUAUCUCGGAUACUCCCGCGUGGGUUGUAGCCGCAGCGAACACAUAUGCUCGAGCCCACGGAAAAACCCCCUUCAGCGUCUACCAGGGUAGAUGGAAUAUCAUGCUGCGUGACUUCGAGCGCGAGAUCAUCCCCAUGGCAAGCCAUUUCGGAAUGGCACUUGCCCCUUGGGAUGUCAUGGGCGGAGGAAAGUUUAAAACCAAGAAGGAGAUCGAGCAACGCAAGGCCCAAGGGGAGGGUCUCCGGAGCCUCCUUAGUGCAGAGCAAAGCGAGGAGGAAGUGAAGAUGAGUGCAGCACUCGAAAAGGUCGCAAAUGAGCUGGGAAUCAAAUCAUUGACCGCAGUCGCCCUGGCUUAUGUUAUGGCGAAAGCACCGAAUGUGUUCCCUAUUGUUGGCGGUCGCAAAAUCCAGCAUCUUAACGAAAACAUCGAGGCCCUCAGCAUCCGGUUGACGGCAGGGCAGAUCGAGUAUCUGGAGAGUCAGAAGCCUUUGGAUAUUGGCUUCCCCAAUAACUUCAUCGGUCCUGAUCCCAAAGUGACUGGCAAAGCGUCCUUCCUCUUGGCUUCCAAUGCUCCACUUUCUUUUGUGAAGUCCUCCAAAUCUAUUACAAGCCCAGAGUAG
Messenger RNA from Penicillium odoratum, 1158 nucleotides. RefSeq names its product putative aryl-alcohol dehydrogenase Aad14. Bases 1 to 1158 code for a protein of 385 amino acids. The record is from RefSeq and is a predicted model, not a curated record. The transcript has a single exon. NCBI's taxonomy places the organism in Eukaryota, Fungi, Ascomycota, Eurotiomycetes, Eurotiales, Aspergillaceae.